Messenger RNA from Gracilinanus agilis (Agile Gracile Mouse Opossum), 4662 nucleotides. RefSeq names its product SIM bHLH transcription factor 2 (gene SIM2). NCBI's taxonomy places the organism in Eukaryota, Metazoa, Chordata, Mammalia, Didelphimorphia, Didelphidae. The record is from RefSeq and is a predicted model, not a curated record. The coding region runs from base 515 to 2728 and encodes 737 amino acids. Gene Ontology annotation, biological process: regulation of transcription by RNA polymerase II. Gene Ontology annotation, molecular function: DNA-binding transcription factor activity, RNA polymerase II-specific; protein dimerization activity; RNA polymerase II transcription regulatory region sequence-specific DNA binding. The transcript has 12 exons.
UUGACACUAACAACUCCAGAGCAUGGUUUCGUGUUGGGCUGCUACAGAGAGAAGAAGCCAGAGCGAGAAUUUUCUAUCUCAGGUUUUGCUCGAUAAGGCUCAAGAAAUACCAACUCUCUGGACAAGGAGACCUCCUGUAGCCUCAGCUUCUGUUGCCAUCGCCACAGCUGUGUCUCCAGUUUGCUUUUCCAGGCCUUUUUAAAAGGCUCUCUCUUCUUGAUCUAGAAGUCUUUCACCUACCAGACUGAACUUCUAACCUGACAACACCUCUUCAGUUUUCUUUCCUUCCAAAGCUGCUAUCCUUUGCCUUUGUGUCUCUCACAUGCCUGAAUCGGUCUGUUCUGGAGAAUUGGUCCUAGUCUUCUUCCACCUCACUCACCCGCGACCAAAAGGAUCGACUUAUUCCUAGCGAAUCAGUCUUUUGCUGGAAAUCUAAACCCUUUCGCGCUGCGACUGCUGAGCACUGGAGAUUUGGAAAGUGGGCCGCGUCUAAUAUGCCCAAACCAGUGGCACGAUGAAGGAGAAGUCCAAGAAUGCGGCCAAGACAAGGAGGGAAAAAGAAAAUGGAGAAUUUUAUGAACUGGCCAAGUUGCUGCCCCUUCCUUCGGCCAUCACCUCUCAGCUAGACAAGGCAUCCAUCAUUCGGCUCACCACCAGCUACCUAAAAAUGCGAGCAGUCUUUCCAGAAGGUUUGGGAGACGCUUGGGGACAGCCGAGUCAGGUCGGACCACUGGACAAUGUAGCUAAAGAACUGGGAUCUCACUUGCUGCAGACUCUGGAUGGAUUUGUUUUUGUGGUAGCAUCUGAUGGCAAAAUAAUGUAUAUAUCUGAAACAGCAUCUGUACAUCUAGGCUUAUCCCAGGUGGAGCUCACUGGCAAUAGUAUUUAUGAGUACAUCCAUCCUUCUGACCAUGAUGAGAUGACAGCUGUUCUUGCUGCUCACCAGCCUCUUCAUCAUCAUCUCUUACAAGAGUAUGAAAUAGAGCGGUCAUUUUUCCUGAGGAUGAAGUGUGUCUUAGCAAAAAGGAAUGCAGGGUUGACAUGCAGCGGCUAUAAGGUCAUCCACUGCAGUGGCUAUUUGAAGAUAAGACAGUUUAUGCUGGACAUGUCCUUAUAUGAUUCCUGUUACCAAAUUGUGGGGUUGGUGGCUGUUGGUCAGUCUUUGCCUCCCAGUGCAAUCACAGAGAUCAAACUUCAUAGUAAUAUGUUCAUGUUUAGGGCAAGUCUGGACCUAAAAUUAAUAUUUCUGGAUUCCAGGGUGACUGAACUAACUGGCUAUGAACCACAGGAUUUAAUAGAGAAAACACUCUACCAUCAUGUCCAUGGCUGUGAUAUGUUCUACUUACGUUAUGCUCAUCAUCUAUUGUUAGUGAAAGGUCAAGUCACAACCAAAUACUACAGACUGCUAUCCAAGCAUGGAGGCUGGGUAUGGGUACAGAGUUAUGCCACCAUUGUGCACAACAGCCGGUCAUCAAGACCUCACUGCAUAGUGAGUGUCAAUUAUGUCCUCACAGAUAUUGAAUACAAGGAAAUACAAUUAUCAUUGGAUCAAGUCACUUCUUCCAAGUCCCAGUAUUCCUGUAGGAGUUCAAUGUCUACCUCGCAAGAACCUAGGAAAAUAGCUAAAUCCAAAAGUAACAAGAUGAAGACAAAAGUCAGAACAAACCCAUAUCUACCGCAGCAAUACGACUCUUUCCAAAUGGACAAAUCGGAAUGUGGCCAGGUUGGAAAUUGGAGAGCAAGUUCCACAACAAAUGCUACAAAUACUCAAGAACAAAACUUUUAUUCAGAAAACAGUGAACUUUUAUAUGCUCCAUCCUACAGCUUGCCUUUCUCUUACCAUUAUGGACCUUUUCCUAUAGAUUCACAUGUAUUCAGGAGCAAAAGACAAAUGCUGUCUUCAAAAUUUGGGCAAUCUCAAGGGUCCCCAUGUGAAGUGGCACGUUUUUUCUUAAGCACAUUGCAAACCAGUGGAGAGUGCCAGUGGCAUUAUGCCAAUCCCUUAGUACCUAACAGCCAAACUCCAGCUAAAAAUCUUCCUGACCAGCCAAUGAAUAUCACACGACACAACCUGGCACCCAAUUAUGAAGUGCCCAUAUCAGCCCAAAGAUAUAAUGAAGACGCCAUAUCUGACAGCUUUACAAGCUGUGCCACAGCCAUCCCUAACAGCCAGCAGAAGAAGGACAUUUAUGAUUCCAGCACUGGGAAAUCCAACAAAGUCGAGAGCAGGAUACAUCCACCCCACCAUCUCAUCAAGGAAGAAAGCAAAUUAGUUUUCAACAGGGACCUACCUGAAAAAAUGAAUGCAAAUGAAAAACCCUCAUUGAACUUUGUGCCAAAUUCCCUACUUCCUAAAUCAGAAUGUUUCCAAUCCAAGACCUUUGGACAACUAAGCCAUCUUCUACCAGUGCCAGCUCUAUAUGAACAGACAAGGAUAUAUAUGAAGGAACCUAAGUACGGGCCCACCGGACACCACAGCCCUCAUUUGGACCAGCCAGAAGGCAAUAACAUAAUGGCAGCAAAGGUAGACCAUGGCACUGAGAAUGAACACAUGAUGGAUAUGCAGCCCACGGGGCAAGUUCCCUUCGUACUUCUAAACUACCACCACCUGUUAUCCAAACACGGGACAUUCCAGCCUUCCUCAUGCACAGCCACCAGACAUGUAGCCGAAAAUUAUGGAUCUAGUUCAGAAGAGGAAAUGUUUAGCUUAUACAAGGAAUUCUAUUAAGGCAAAGAAGAGUCCGUAAGAGACAAUGUGGACUACUAGGCUUAAGACGGAGUAUGUAUGUCUAUGCAUAGCAUGUAUACAUGUGAUUAACAAAUGAAAUAAAAAAGGGCAAGUUUCCUACUCUAAAAAAAGAAAUACCUAAUUUUUUUAAUCUUUUAUCUUCCAAUGAAUAAAGUUAUUCAAAGGAUUGCUCCAAGACUAAAACCAACAUUCACAAAGUUAAUCUAGGCGUUACUUUAAUAGCAAUAUUAAGGGAAAAUAUUUAAUAUAGAAGAUAGAAGGUACACUUUUCUGUGAGAGAAGCUCUGGUGUCUGGCUCAUAGAAGGAUGGAGUAGCUUUGCAGAGAGGGCAGCAAAGGGAUCACUGAACAAAGAGUACCUUAAAAAAUGGUGAAGAGUGGAGCUUAUAAAAAGGUAUGCGUAAUGCUAUAAGUAUAAUGGAAUAGAGCAAAUUAAAAGAAUGCCACAAAAUUUUAUUGUGCUCUUUAUUGAGCUCUGGGUUAUCAAAAACAUAUUAUCCAAAAAAAAAAAAAAAAAAAAGCACAAUAUUCUAAGGUGUUAAGUCCUUUGAAAGCACACAUAUGUUAAGAUGAAUGUUAAAUCUUAACAUAAGCCAUUGCAGUGAAAGGAGAAAUAUUCCAAAAUACUUUUAGCUGACUGAAAUUUUAGAUAUCAUGAAUAUAACUUUAUUUUCAAACCAUCUGAGUUUUUAAAAAAAUUAUUUCUACUAAGCUUAAUUUUUUAAGCAUUAGGACCUUGUUUUUUUGUGAUGAAAAUAAACUUUUGUCAAAAAUAUAUCAAAAGCAACCCCCAAAGCAUGCAAACUUUCAAUACUUACAAAUGCAUAUGCAUUCCUUAUUAUGUAUUUUUUCAUUUAUUAUGUAUUUUUUCAUAUUAAUAAAAACUAUCACCAAGCAUGGUUGGUUGUUGUCUUAAAUAAAAUAUAAACUAUGAAUUCCACAGAUCUUGCUCAUUUUAAUUACAAAGGCUGACUCCUUUCAAGCUUGAAAAUGUAAAUUUAUAUUUCAUUUUAUUACAUGUAUAUAGCAAUUUCCUAAGAAAAGGCAGAGUCUUUGGUUUCUGAAUAUUAAGGAGAAAUUAAUUUUCUGUGAGUUCAAAGUUCAAAUCUUUUGGAUACAAAUUUAAACUUCUAAUUUACCAUUUUCCCCUCCUAUGCUGGCUGUGAAGCCCUUUACUUUCUCCAGCACUACUCUCAGGAUCUAACUCCUUUAUCCCUUUAUCCAUCAAUCUGCUGAGUUGAAUGGAGUUAAAAUGCUGUUGCCCUUGGGAUCUUGUCUGCUCCUCAACACAAGAAUUUGCUGCAGAGCUUUCUUGGGUUAUUCUUUCCCAUCACAGCUUCUUAACCUUUGCAUGGUUAAAAUUAAAGGCAACUCCCUUUAUUGCCCAAGUAAUAUUAGUGUCUUUAUUUCAUAAACAGCAAUUUCAUGUUUUUAUUUCAUAACUAUCCAUUUCAUCCUAGCCCCAUAUGCCAAGGUCUUUCAAAUAAAUGUUCCCCCAAACCCAAAAAUAUUGUUAUUGAAUAAAUGUACUUUAACUCCCUUUUACCAGCAACUCUUUCAAAUGAAAUCCCAUGGAUUAGCCCUUGAGGUAUUUUUAUGCUCAGAAAAGAUCAACAUUUCUGAAUGUUCUAAAAACUUUUAAAAUGAUACUAGGAAUGGUGGAAACUUUCAAUACCAGAAAAAUAUAUUGGCAAAUACAAUCAUCCUUUGUCAACUAAGAAUUCAGACAUUACUAUUUCCUUGAGUAGGCUGUAUUUCAAAGAAACUCAUCUAAUACUAAUAGAGGCACUUUUUCUCCAAGUUAGGCUGCAGAGAAAAAAAAACAAAAAACACACAGGCACAUUGUACACUAUUUUCACAGUAAUAAUAGCUAACAUUUGUAUUUUUUAUUAUCUUAUACAUCACUAUGUGCCA